Wasmannia auropunctata (little fire ant) is the source of this 617-nucleotide messenger RNA. It is a transcript of the gene ND-13A, whose product is annotated as NADH dehydrogenase [ubiquinone] iron-sulfur protein 6, mitochondrial. The record is from RefSeq and is a predicted model, not a curated record. The coding region runs from base 87 to 527 and encodes 146 amino acids. NCBI's taxonomy places the organism in Eukaryota, Metazoa, Arthropoda, Insecta, Hymenoptera, Formicidae. The transcript has 3 exons. Gene Ontology annotation, biological process: mitochondrial electron transport, NADH to ubiquinone.
UUUCACCACAUGAGGUCUCUAAAAUCAAUCAGGAGAUUCAGGAGUUUACAGUACACGACCUUGCUGGCUGCUCUUAAAAGAUUUUGAUGAGGUUACGAUUUUUGUUAACAAAAAACGUACAAUCACUGAUAAUUGAUACAAAUAUGGCAACGAAAAAGAUCAAUGGAUUAUAUACGUCUUUUAAUAAAUUGUAUAAAGGAAAUGCAUCUAUAAUAGAUGCAGUAACGCAACGCACAUAUGCAACCAUGGACGAAGGUGAUACUCAAGUUACUCAUACUGGUCAGAUAUUUGAAAAAGACGACUAUCGAUUAGUAAGAUUUUUAAAUAAGCCAAAAGAAGUUAACAAAAAUUGGGCAAUUAAAUUGAUAGACGAAGUACCACCAUCUCCUAAGAAAGACAGAAUUGUAGCUUGUAAUGGUGGUGGAGGUCCCCUUGGACAUCCUAAAGUUUACAUAAAUCUGGAUAAACCAGGCAAUCAUACUUGUGGAUACUGUGGUCUGCGUUUUUAUAAAGAGAAUCAUCACUAGAUAAUCAUUGUAUAUGAGUAGUUAUAUUAAUUUAUAAAUAUAUUUUAGAAUGUAAAGAUUGUUGCAAUAAAUAUGUAAAAUAAAACUGUA